GUGAAUGAAAAGAAAAAGAUAUCAGAAAUGCCUCGAAACAUGAACGGAAGCAGACGGGAAGGCGGAGAAGAUGAGAGCGGAAUGCUGUGGAAGCUUCCAGUUUUGAAAUCUUCCAGAAUCGGAAGGUUAGGUCCCGCCUUCGGCCUGGGCGUUGGUUGUGGCGUCGGCUUUGGCAUCGGCCUCGUCGGAGGUGCUGGAUUUGGUCCAGGAAUUCCUGGCCUACAACUUGGCUUUGGUCUUGGUGCUGGAUGUGGAGUUGGCUUAGGAUUUGGCUAUGGUGCGGGCAGGGGCAUUGCGCAAGAUGACAAACGGAGAUACUCUAACGUUGGGGAUCUGUUAAAUGGUCGUCAAAGUAUUUUUCCUCAUAGGGACGAGAUCGGGGCGGUUGUCGACGAGCUCGCCCUCAAUACAAAGAAGCUUAUCCAAGUUACUGCAAAGGAGAUUGACAAGUGGAAAAGAUGAAGUUCUCUUCUUUUGCAUUAAGGUCCAAUCCCCUUCCCCCAUCGUUAGUAAGAUCCACAAUCAAAAGCAUAGAAGAAGGAAAAACUACAAAAAAGAAAAAAAAAAAAAAAAAGAAAAAAAAAAAGGAAGUAAUGGAAAUUAUGUUCAAUGGUUAUUAAAGAACAAGCUGGUUUAAGUUGUGCAUUCAACAAUAUAAGAUCUUAGUGAUUAUAUUCUAUAAUUUCGACCUUUUGGUAU
Molecule: messenger RNA, 699 nt
Organism: Cucurbita maxima (winter squash)
Lineage: Eukaryota; Viridiplantae; Streptophyta; Magnoliopsida; Cucurbitales; Cucurbitaceae
Product: keratin, type II cytoskeletal 3
Exons: 3
Coding region: 28-462 (144 amino acids)
Source: RefSeq, a predicted model, not a curated record